GGCACUUUGUCAAAAUGGCGGCUCUCUUUGGUCACGGAAAUCCACUUACAACUCAAGUUGGACAGUUAAUAGAGAGAGCCACAGAUGGGUCCCAGGCUUCAGAGAACUGGGGUCUGUUUAUGGAAGUGUGUGACAUCAUCAAUGAGACAGACGAAGGCCCCAAAGACGCCAUCAAGGCUAUCAGAAAGAGGCUGUCGCAGAAUGUGGGAAAAAACUACACCGCCGUUAUGUACACACUCACGCAACUGGAGACCUGUGUGAAGAACUGUGGCAAGCGCUUCCAUCUGCAGGUGGCCAACAAAGACUUUCUCCAUGAACUCAUCAAAAUAAUUGGUCCUAAAAAUGACCCCCCACAGGCAGUGCAAGAGAAGGUGCUGAGUCUCAUACAGACGUGGGCGGAUGCGUUCCGGGGAGCGCCAGACCUGAAGGAGGUGGAGAAGGUGUACAGUGAGCUCAAGUCCAAGGGCAUCGAGUUCCCCAUGACAGACCUCGACCACAUGGCGCCCAUAUACACACCAGCACGGAGCGUCCCCGAAACAGAACAGACAGCUCUCAACAGACACCGGGGUAGCUCGGCCCGAUCCACGUCGGUGCGGAGCCCCCAGCAACCGCAGCAGCCCCCUCCACCACAGCUGCAGCAGUCUGUCCCUGGACCCCAGUUUGUAGGCGGGGCACCCACACCCAUCCAGCCAAACCAGGAGCAGCAAGGCAAGCUUCGCCGCGAGCUGGAGGUGGUAUCGGGCAACAUCCGGGUCAUGUCGGAGAUGCUGACGGAACUGACACCCACCAGCUGUGACCCAUCUGACCUUGAACUUCUGCAGGAGCUGCACCGUACCAACAGACAGAUGCAGUCUCGGCUGGUGGACCUCCUGAACCACGUGGCCACGGAGGAUGUUACAAAUGAAUUGUUGAGAGUGAACGAUGACAUGAACAACGUAUUCCUGCGGUAUGAGCGGUUUGAGAGAUACCGUACCGGGCAGGCUGGCACUCCGGACCAGGCCCCAGCGGAGACGGUACCAUCGUCAGUGCCACCGGCCAGCGAUGACCACCUGCCUCCCUCUUAUGACCAGGUUGUGUCGGCGCCAGAGCCUUUGGUCCAGGCAUCCAACAACCCCACCGUAGGAAACCUGAUCGACUUGGGUGGCGCUGAACGGGCAGCCACAAGCACCUCCGAUGUCAACGUCCAGAUGGCUGGCAUGAACAUGGGCAGUAGCAAUGGUGCUCCUGCUUACAACUCUGGGGUACCCCCCACCAACACUGGAGCCCCUGCCACCAACACUGGAGCCCCUGCCACCAACACUGGAGCCCCUGCCACCAACUCCGCCGCCUUCAGCGAUGACUUCGACAUGUUUGCUCAGUCACGUCAGUCAUUUGAAGAGAACAAACAGGCACCCAGUUCUGGAGCGUACACCAACCAGCAGGAGGACCAGGCAGGAGUGGGACUCGGCCAGGCCGUCACAGCCAGGACCCAGCAGGAAAUACUGGAUCUUCAGGACAAGGAGACUGACUACGAUGAGAUGGAACAGUGGCUUGCCACGCAGAAACCCCAGGGCGCGGGAGGGGUGACAGACCCAGUUUCCAGUUCAGACGACAGAGAGUAUCCUGGGUUGAGCCCUGACUUUGACAAGUUUCUCGCGGACAGAGCCUCUGCGGCCACGGAUGUGCCGAGUAUCUCCGCGGCGACAGGUCAACAACAGUCCCGUGCUGCUCCCAGGAGUAAUCGACAGUUGCAGAAGGAAGAGGAGGACAACCCAUUAUUUGCAUUAUGAAAACACAACUUUGUCCGUUACUGUUAACAUGUACCCUUGGUCGGUCACUACACUGAAUCAGACACAAAUGUUUAGGUCAUUAAAAAAACUAACUGCUAGAUGUUUAACCUAUCUGGAUGCUGUGAAUCUCCCGUUAGUAUUGUUGGUCUGUAAGGUAGCCCAACGGUUAGUGUGUCCACUUGCCACGCACCCAAGACCAGGUUCUUUUCUUUGUGAGUUAGUUUGUGAUGCCUACAUUUUUCGGCUGUACUUUGGAGCAAGAUCGCUAAGAUGAGUAUGAAACCCUUCAUCACAUACAUACUUUGAUAUUGUUUAUUGGCUGAAUUAUUUUUUCUUUCAAAAUAAAUUCUUUAGUUAUUUGUUUGAAGAUGAUAACAAAGCAGUAAGGCUCUUGGUCUAGGUGUUACACUUGAACAAAGAAAGUUAGUGUAUGUAGUUUGUAGAUUUGUAGAAUGUGAAAUUUAUUUGGACAUACCAAGUAUGUCCAACUCAAGGACACCGGACAGUCUAGAGGAUAUCUAGCGCAUCUGUUGGGAGAAUGUUAACAUUGUGUUGUGAUUUUUUGUUGGGAGGUGUUCAUGCAUUGUUACAUGUUGACUUCGACAUUGCAAAGAAAUUUUAAUACUGCAAACAGAAUAUUUUUAUGCCAGAAUCUGAAUUUGCCAUAGAUUGGAUCAAGAGCUAAAUUACCAAAUCAGAAUAAAUCUGAUUGUAUGACAUUGUGUAAUAUAUGUGUUAAGUCCCCCUAUUGAUGAGUUUAACUAUAACAUAGUUUCAACAUGUAAAUAUUGAAAUCUGCAUCCUUGAAAUAUCUGCAAUGUUUUGUUGUGACAUCUAUCUUAUAUUGUGCGUGUAUUUGAUUAACACAUCUCCUCUCACUAUUCAAUCUGUAUUUAUUAUCGUUCAGCUUGUCACAAAAUGAAAUAAUGAAGUGAUGUUCAUCCUCACCUCAUCACACUGGGAUCUACGAUAAAUCACAUGCUUGAUGUCAAGAAACUUUGUAAUCAGAUGCAGGAUUGAGAUUUGACAGCAAACAAACAGCCUGAAUAUUCCAACCAGGAAGAUGUAUGAUUAUUAAGAGUUAUGAUAUAUAAUAUAUCUCCUAAAGAGGGGAUCUUCCCAUUUUGCAUCUGACAUCUUAAGAAGGCGUUGAAUGGUUUUUAAAAAAUAUGUGAAAUAUAUCCCAAAACGUCAUGUUCAGAUAUGUUUAAGUUGUAGUGCAGUAAUGAUCUUAAGCAAAAAACAUUAAGCUCUGGAGACUCUCCCUGAAGAAAUAAGUUUUGAAAGAGUGAAGUCCAACCCACUUCCAUGGGUGAUUUAGACACACUCAUCGAGGAAAUUAUAAGAUGGCUUUAGUUUGACUUUGUUUUGUUUUCUACGUCAAAUCUUCCCUCUUUCUCAUAUAAUUUUUAUGAUUGAUUAAGAUUUGUCAAUGUUGCUGAAGGGAUUACUUUAAAUUUCAGAUGUAAUUUUGAAUUUGACAUGUUAGGGAGAAAUCAAGAACAUUUUUUUAAUUGCUUGACCAAGAAUGAAAACAUAUGAUUCAGAAUAGUUUGCCAAUGCAACAAAUAGUCAAUGAUUUUGCUUCAGAUUCACUAACUGAACCAGCCCCAAAGAUGACUUGAGUAUUGACACUGCUGCACUGUAUAUUCAAAGAAGUACAGAUGAGUUGAAAGUGUGCUUUGGUUGAUCUGUCUACAGAAAUUACCCUAGGAAAAUGCAUACCUGAAGUCAGUUAAUGCAUGAUCAAACUGAAAUACUGUUUAAACACCAAUCCUCCAAUCAGCGAUCAAUCAGUCAAGUCCCAUUAAGUGCAAGAAGAAGAUCACAAGCAAAACUGUUCUCAUAACCUUUUCCAAUAUGUGUUUUAGGUACAUCUUAUAACAUGGGGAUACAGGUUACCAUGUGGUGUGAGGCUCCACAAUUCACAGUUAUGUCCCUUGGCCAUGUCAGGAUCUGCUAGUACUGCAUGGGAUCAGAUCCUAGAUUCUCCCCAAUUCUGAGCCUGUUCCUGUCAGUACCAUGCCGAUAUGUGCACCAGUAUGGUCAGUUGGAAAAAACCUUGUACAGUAGAUCCCCACUCUCUUACAAAGGUAUGAGACAAACAAUGUUUUAACCCUGAAAAUCCUUUAAGACAUACAAUGUGACGUCAGUGAAGACAGUAUGUUGUCGUAUUUAGGAUAUUUGUAUAUAUAUGUCUAAACCACUAUCACACUGCUGGUGGUUAUCUUGCCAAAUAGUUCUUUGGUAGAUUUGCAGGAAAUUGAAGUCCAAAAUAUUUUUAUAAACUAUUUCAGAUGGGCAGAAAAUAUUUCUUAUAUUUCCAAAGUAGCCAAUACUCUCCGACUUUUCAUUUAAUGAUUUUGAAGAUUUUGUCUUGUUUAAUAAUGGUACAUACUCUACAUGUCAUGUUGAAAAUAUCUUUUUUUUAUUUUGUACCAUUAAACUAUUGUUUGAUUUUGAUUUUGUUGCAAUAUAUUUUACUCUUUUGGUUCUUUAGAGGGGAUAAUUCUUUGGACUAAGAUUUAUUAACCGAAUAAGUAAUAGUUCGAAAUAAUAUUGAAAAUUUGCUGAAUAGAAUUGCUCCAUUAUCUAAAACAAAGAAAUUAUAUUUUGACUAACCAUUAUAUUCCUUGAUAUUGCGAUCAGGCAGAUAGCAGACUUCUGAUUGUCUCCCUUUGAUUAGCGUCUGAACAUUUUGUUACCAUUCUGUGAAUAAAAUGUCAAAGCCAGGGUAUAUCAGUCUUGAUUAGAUCCAAUUGGGCAUAAAAGGAGUGUUUGAAAUAAUUUUAUAACCCCACAAGACAUUUCAGGCAGGUGACCCAUAAAUGUUGCCUGCCCAUCUGCAUUACCUGCCUGAAUUUAUACAAUAUUAAAUUUAAAUGUAUCCUUGCGUACUGUGUUUUCGAGCACUACAAAGAAUUACUGAUUAUGUGUCUUCAUAUCAGUCCCAAUACACUAAAAUUAAGACUAGAUUGACCAAUGAAAGCGUAGUUACUUCCUUUCAUUCACCGUAAAUAUUGAUUGCAGACAACAGUAUGAAACAAAUCACCUCUUGAUUCAGUUGAAAUAAUGCAAACAAUUACUUGAGAAUCUAAAAGGAGUUAUGAUCAAACUGAGUACGUUAGUUUGCAUAAAAUAACCUGCCAGCUAGUCGGGCAGGUGAAGGGAAAUUUCAUGCAGCCUGGCAGAAAAGUCACCAGCCGUGGGCAGGCGAAUAUUUCAGACACUGCAAAACAUUAUAUGAUUGGAUCAUAUUGGAACACCAGGUGUUCGUGAAAAGGGUAAGCAUGUCUUGCCCUACCAUUAGCAUGUGCAACUCAACUUUCUGUGACCGUGACCAUUCAAUUCCUGUUAUUUAGAGAUAGCUAGGCCAGACUUGAAUACAUGCUGUACUUGCUCAAGUAAUGAUCUUGUAUGGCAGAAAUUAGUUGACAAUGUAUUACUAUGAGUAUUUUGUUAUGUUAUUCUGUUUAAUUUUGUAGUUGAAGUUAGUAUUUGAACUAUAAAGAAAUGAGUAUUGCAACUUCUCUUGUAGAUAUAGCAUUAGUUAUACACUAAUAUCAGUAGUUUUGUGCAUGUGAAAUUAUUUAUGAAAGUUCUUGCUGUGGACUUGAUCUCACGUAGUAAGAAGCUUCUACCCUUGUAAUUGUUGCUGAUCCAGAGCUGUCGUCAUGGCCAUUACAACUUAACAAGGAAUUUUCAUCACCACUCUGCCUCACAUGACAGUUUUAUCCUCAAGUACCGACUGUUGAAGAAAAUUACUGGGUGUCUCUUUACAUGAUGAAAUACACAACACGUACUGAAGAAAGUACGGUGGGGGGGGGCAUUAAUAUUUGCCGGGAUAUUUUUGUGAAAUAGUGUGCUCAGUCUUCACCACAAAAAAAUGUCCCCAAAAGAAUUCAUGAUCCCUAAAGGGGGCACGGGUGGCCCAGUCGUCUAAGGCGCCGCGAUUCGCUGUGCAGAGUUGCGUCCCUUGGGCACGCCAGAAACCUAUGAUUGUGGGUUCGAAUCCCGGUUCACCCCGAUUACAAUUCUAGGUUUGUCAGCACCAUACCCAUGCUCGUGGGUUUCACCGAAGUGGUAAACGUCUGAGACCUUCAUCACUUCGAGCUUUCCUCCCUCAUUAAGCUGACACGCCACAAUAUAACUGGAAUAUUGUUAAAAGCGGCGUUAAACCCAACUCACUCACUCAUGAUCCCUAACUUUCUGUGUCCUGUAUCAGUGUGUAAAAUUCCCCAGUCAGACGAGGGGACUGGCAACAUUGCAAAUACCUGACCAGAUAAAAUGUUUGCAGUCCAUAAUAUUCUGGGAUAACGAACAAAAGUAACAAGAGAGUAAACAUAAGAAUAGUACUGUUUACUGUUAGUUCUCAGAAAAUAUCAAUAAACUGGUGGAUUGUCAACUUAGUAACUUUAACCCUCAACCAACGGGCGUGCAACUUUCCAAAACUAACCGUCCAUCAGCAAAAUUGACUGUCUUGGACUGUAGGGCAGGGGGACAUUUUAAACAGGCAGUAUACAUAGUUUUACCAAUUAUUCAUGCUUGCAGGGAAUCAGCGGACAGUCACUGUACACACAUUUGCCUGAAACAGGUUGUAUGAAACGAAAGAAACUGAAAACAUAUAGAAUAAUGAAUUAUGUUUUUAUGCAAUAUUGAAAUAUAUAAAAAAAUAUAUGGAUGAAUAUCAAAUAAUUAAUUUAUUACGGCCUAACAUACCAGAUAGCGGUAGGAUAGCUUGAAUUGUCAACCUCAGAAGAGACAUCAUGGCCUAUUUUUGGGGAUGAGAGGAUGUCCUGUACUGGACAGCUCAGCAUAUGUUACAGGGUACUCCCCUUCUCCCUCCUCCCUCCCUCCCUCCCUCCCUAUAUAUAUAUAUUCACACAGGCACACAGGAGCGCGGGCACACACACACACACACGAAGAGCAAUGGUUUACGGUAUUGGCUGACGUUAUUUUCUAUGCCUAGGUUUGUGGUGUUAAGAACUUGGCCGACAUUUGCACAGUAGUUGUUGCUUGACUGCCAGAUAUGCCUAGCACUUGUAAACACCACAAUAGGAGAAUGAGCCUAAGCUCCUUUAUUUUGGUAAAUACUAGCUUUAAGACGAUUAAGCUAUUUCUUACAAUUCAAGAUUUAUCUCUGUGUAUCAUUUUGGACCAAAUAAAUUUGAAAUAACCAUUACAAUUACUGUCAUGGACAGAUUUUUCAGAUUUUUCACUUCAUUUACUCAGUAAGUUUCAUGUUUGCAUACCAUUGUCAUAUUGAUUUGACUUUCAGAUGAAUCGUAAGAGGUACCUCCCCAUUGAUAUUAUCCUGACUAUUCUGCCUGCUUGUCAAUACUUGACUCGGCUGUAUGAUGUUUUAUGCAUGUAUAUUUCAGCGCAUGUAUGGCCUUUGUUGGUAUGUGUACAGUUACCAUGGAAACAGCUGCCAUGUUGUGUACAGUUCUCCUUUGUUGUGAUGCUUUCUCCUAACAACUAUACAUACCAAGUACAUACCAAGUAUUGUUUAUGUUGGAAAAGAACGUCUUGGAUGACCUUUGAGUUAGUUGUGUAUAUUUAAGCAGGACUUGUUUGAAAAUGUAUACAUAUUUCAUGUAAAUUGCACUUAAAUUGUAUGGUAAAAUAUUGACGAAUGAUAAUUUGUAAAAUAAAACAUAAACUUGUGAAUAA
Messenger RNA from Haliotis rufescens (red abalone), 7442 nucleotides. RefSeq names its product target of Myb protein 1-like. Gene Ontology annotation, molecular function: ubiquitin binding; clathrin binding; phosphatidylinositol binding. The record is from RefSeq and is a predicted model, not a curated record. Gene Ontology annotation, biological process: signal transduction. NCBI's taxonomy places the organism in Eukaryota, Metazoa, Mollusca, Gastropoda, Lepetellida, Haliotidae. The coding region runs from base 15 to 1769 and encodes 584 amino acids. Gene Ontology annotation, cellular component: membrane; endosome. The transcript has 17 exons.